Cuscuta campestris is the source of this 2981-nucleotide messenger RNA. Lineage: Eukaryota; Viridiplantae; Streptophyta; Magnoliopsida; Solanales; Convolvulaceae. The record is from the annotation of a GenBank genome assembly.
ACACAUUUCUCUUUUAUUCCUUUUAGCAUUAUUUUCCAGUUUAUUCUCUCAGUGGCUUGUUAGACAACAAUAUCUCCUAUGCACUUGAGAGAAUAAGUGCUCUGAGCAAAUAGCGGAAAUGGGUGUUUAAACAAGUUUUGGGGGAAGAGACACCUACAUCUAUUGCAAUAGUAUGCAAAAUCUCAAGCGCAAGCUAUAGUUGCUACAUGCUAUUUGAAAUAUAUUUGUUUGCAGGGAGAUUUCUGCUGAUUUGGAGGGAACAAAAAUAAGGUGAGUGCCCCCACCCGUCUCCCUCCCCACUAAUACUUCAACUAAAUGAGGGAAGGGGAGAUGAGUCUCUCGCCUCCUAUCGAACCAAACACACCUUACGGCAAUGCUUAUGUCAAUGGAAUGACUUAUUAUCAAGUAAUAACUCUUUGGGGGAAGACAGUGGCAAUUGUAUUGAAGAUUCGAACUGAGCAGAUUUCUUUAUGAAGGCAUUUCAUUAUAUGAAGACCGCCCACUAGCCAAGAGCAAAUGUGGUUCGUUUUCAAAUCUGCAGUAAAUACCCGGCAGAUACGGGCCUUUAAUGUCUGCCAGCAUAGCUGAAAACCUCUAAUGUCUCUUUCUCCCUCCUAAAUUUUUGAGCUCUGUCGAAAAUGGAAGCCUUAACGCAUCUAAGCUUCAGAAUAUGCAGCACUACAAGGCUUGCGCCACCGCUCCUACCCACCGGCACUAAGAGAAUCCGCCGAUUCUCCGCCGUCACCGGAGGAGCUGGCGGUUCUUCCAUCACCUUAUCCGCCAGCAAAUGGGCCGAUCGCCUUCUCGCCGACUUCCACUUCCUCCCUUCCUCCUCCUCCGAUCCUCCGGAACAUAAGAACUUAUCUGGUGCUCUCACUCCCCAGCCGCUUGAAAUUCCGGAGCGCCCCGUCUCGUUGCCCUUAGACUUCUACAGAGUGCUCGGAGCUGAAACUCACUUCCUCGGGGACGGCAUAAGAAGAGCCUAUGAGGCGCGCAUUUCGAAGCCACCGCAGUAUGGUUAUAGUCACGAAGCUCUAAUUAGCCGCCGCCAGAUCCUUCAAGCUGCCUGUGAAACCCUUGCGGACCCUAGCUCUCGAAGAGACUACAACCAGAGUCUUGCAAACCAUGAAUCUGAUGCCCUUCUCACUCAAAUUCCAUGGGAUAAGGUUCCAGGAGCAUUAUGUGUUUUGCAAGAAUCAGGCCAGGCUGAACUUGUUCUUCAGAUCGGGGAAAGUUUGCUGAAAGAACGGCUUUCUAAGUCAUUCAAACAUGAUGUCGUCUUAGCAAUGGCCCUUUCUUAUGUUGAUCUAUCUAGGGAUGUAAUGGCCAUUUCUCCACCAAAUUUUGUUAAUGGUGCUGAGUAUCUUGAAAAGGCAUUAAAGUUACUACAGGAAGAAGGUCCAAGUACCCUUGCCUCAGAUCUACAGGCACAGAUAGAUGAGACACUGGAAGAGAUCAACCCACGUCGUGUGCUAGAGCUUCUGGCCUUACCACUCGACGAUAAUCAUCAAACGAGACGAGCAGAAGGUCUUCAAGGAGUACGUAAUAUCCUGUGGGCUGUUGGAGGAGGAGGCGCUACUGCCAUCUCUGGGGGGUUUACACGAGAAGGUUUCAUGAAUGAAGCCUUUCAACAUAUGACCGCUGCAGAGCAGGUUGAUCUAUUUGUUGCCACACCAAGUAACAUACCAGCUGAGAGUUUUGAGGUCUAUGGAGUUGCACUUGCACUUGUUGCUCAGGCUUUUGUUGGCAAAAAACCUCACCUCAUCCAAGACGCAGACAACCUCUUUCAACAACUUCAGCAAAGCAGAGUGAGCUCUGCACUAGAAAGGGGACUUUGCUUGCUUCUGGUGGGAGAAGUUUACGAAUGUCGUUCAUGGUUAGGCUUAGACAGUGAGGACUCACCAUAUAGAGAUCCGUCCAUUGUCACGUUCGUUCUAGAACAUUCCAGAGUUGACAAUGAAAAUGAUCUUCUUCCUGGACUUUGCAAGUUGUUGGAGACAUGGUUGUUGGAAGUUGUGUUUCCCAGGUUUAGGGAGACACGAUCUAUGCAAGUCAAACUUGGGGACUACUAUGACGACCCAACAGUUUUGAGCUAUUUAGAGAGAAUGGAAGGAGUUGGCGGCUCACCUUUGGCUGCUGCUGCGGCUAUUGCUAGAAUUGGGGCCGAAGCUCAUGCUGUGCUUGACAGUGUGAAGGCUAGUGCUAUUCAGGCAUUGCAAAAGGUUAUUCCCCUUGGUGGUGAACUAAUUAGACAUGACGUUGAAACUUAUCCUCCUGAAAAUGUCAUGGUUGGUUCUUCUGAUGGAUUAAAACUUUCUAACGAGGAGGAGAAUGAAAGGAUUGCUUACAGAAUAAAAGAUUUGGUUGUUAAGAUUACAUCUGCUGGUGUGGUUGUUGGUGUUCUAACAUUAAUUGGGCUGAGAUUUUUACCGCACAGGUCUGACACUUCUGAUCUGCUACGUAAAGAUGGUGGAUCGAGCCGAUCAACUAUGAUUUCUGAAGUUGCCAACGUAGAGCCCUCAAUAGUUGAGAUAUCUGAGGAAGUUCCUAAAAUGGAUGCUAGGUUCGCUGAAAGCCUUGUUCGCAAGUGGCAGGACAUUAAAUCUCAGGCUCUGGGACGUGACCAUUGUCUUGAGAAAUUGUCAGAGAUCUUGGAUGGUCAGAUGCUGAGAAUAUGGACUGACCGGGGGGCAGAAAUUGCGCAGCACGGCUGGUUUUGGGAUUACACCCUGCAGAACCUCACCAUUGAUAGUGUCACUUUAUCUAUGGAUGGGCGGCGGGCAGUUGUGGAGGCAACGCUUGAAGAAUCUGCCCGGCUGACCGACUUGGCUCAUCCCGAACACGAUGAUUCAUACAAUACAACAUAUACAACAAGAUACGAGCUGUCCUGUGGCAACUCUGGAUGGAGAAUUGUAGACGGCGCCGUCCUCAAAUCUUAAUGGGAACCAGAACCAUUUGAAUCGUUUAGGGAAGGGUUUUGG